AUGGAUGAUUCAUUAAAAGCAUAUACUAUAAAUGUAUAUGCAUACAUCUUGAAUUUCUUCAAGAAUUUAAAAAAUCUAAGUAUCAUACAACCACAAUGGAUGUCAUAUCCAGGGUUAUCACUCGUUGAUUUACCAUUGAGUACUUUUCUCUCUCCAAUUCUAACUCAUUUAUCUAUUAGUGUAAAUACUUUUGAUGAUUGUCUUCAUUUACUUGAUGGUCGACUUAAGCAAUUGAUAAUAUUAUCUGUUAUUGUCUAUGAUGUAGACAAUUCCUCAGCAACUGUUCAUAAUAUGGAUAAUUUACCUCAUUUGAAAUGUUUCUCAUUAAAAUCGUUCUAUCGAUUUGAACAAUAUGAUAAAAUUGUAUCACUUCUUCAUCGUAUGCCAUUUUUGGAAAAAUUAUCUUUAUAUCU
This is a messenger RNA of Adineta steineri, 413 nucleotides long. Lineage: Eukaryota; Metazoa; Rotifera; Eurotatoria; Adinetida; Adinetidae. The record is from the annotation of a GenBank genome assembly.